AUGCCCUCUGGAGGGAGCCCGGCGGUCAGCUACAGUGAGGCGAGGCUGCAUAGCGGCCUGCUCCCCUCACAGCCCAAGCUCCCGCUGGAGGACGACCGGGAGUCAGGGAUUGGCUCCACUCUGGACCUCAUCAGCAGCUUUGAGAGCUACAACAACCAAACAAAUCAAACCCUGUCCAACAAAUCUGCACCCGUGGAGGCAGGCAGACUCUCAAAACAGACAGACUGCUCUCCACACACCUCUGCGGGGAAUCCACACAAGAUCAAGGAGCUCUUUCUCAAUCUCUCCAAGAUCCCUCUCCUCCUUGUUCUCCUCUUCCUUUUCGUCUGCUCCUUGGACACUCUGAGCUCUGCCUUCCAGUUAGCCGGGGGUAAGGUAGCCGGGGACAUCUUCCAGGACAAUGCUGUGCUGUCUAACCCUGUGGCUGGACUGGUGGUGGGGAUUUUGGUUACUGUGCUGGUCCAAAGCUCCUCCACCUCCACCUCCAUCAUCGUCAGUCUAGUGGCCUCUGGAUUGCUGGAAGUGAGGUCGGCUGUUCCUAUUAUCAUGGGGUCCAAUAUUGGAACUUCAGUCACGAACACCAUCAUAGCCAUGAUGCAAGUGGCAGAGAGGACCGAGUUUAAGCGUGCAUUUGCCGGAGCAACAAUCCAUGACUGCUUCAACUGGCUGUCUGUCCUGGUUCUGCUGCCACUCGAGGUGGCCACCGGCCUCAUGACCUGGCUGGCCCACUUACUGGUCACCAGCUUCAGGCUGCAGAAUGGGCAGGAUGCACCCGAGCUGCUCAAGGUCAUCACCGAGCCGCUCACCAAGCUCAUCAUACAGCUGGAUAAGCAUGUGAUCACAGGAAUCGCCAUGGGAGAUGAGAGCAUGAGGAACAGAAGUCUGGUAAAAGAAUGGUGCCAGACUGAGCUUUUUAUGUCCACUGUGAACGUGAGCACCAGUGGGCCCGUCAACUGCACCUCCAGUUACCCCUGUUGGCAGGUUGAUAAUGUGACCUGGACCAAAGAGAAUUUGACUGCAGAGGUCAACACUCAGAAAUGUCGGCACUUGUUUGCAUCAUCGCAGCUGUCAGACCUCACGGUGGGACUGAUUCUGCUGGCCGGCUCCCUGGCCGUCCUCUGCACCUGUCUGCUGCUCCUGGUCAAGCUGCUCAACUCGCUUCUCAAAGGCCAAGUGGCGAAGGUCAUCCAGACGGUCAUUAACACAGACCUCCCGUAUCCUUUUGGCUGGCUGUCAGGAUACCUGGCGAUGUUUGUGGGUGCCGGGAUGACGUUUGUUGUCCAGAGCAGCUCUGUCUUCACCUCAGCCUUGACCCCCCUGAUAGGUAUUGGUGUAAUCAGUCUAGAGAGGGCCUAUCCUCUAACCUUAGGAUCCAACAUUGGCACCACCGCCACAGCCCUGCUGGCAGCCCUGGCCAGCCCUGGGGAUAAACUUUCUGCUGCUAUACAGAUUGCCCUGUGUCAUCUCUUCUUCAAUGUCUUUGGUAUUCUCCUGUGGUAUCCUCUGCCCGCCAUGCGCCUGCCGAUAAGGAUGGCUCGUGUUUUGGGUGAGCGCACUGCCAAGUACCGCUGGUUCGCUGUCUUAUACCUCCUGCUUUGCUUCCUGCUCCUGCCCUCGCUGGUGCUGGGCCUCUCGCUGGCGGGCUGGCGGGUGAUGGUCGGCUUUGGUGCUCCUUUCCUGGGUGUGACCAUCUUCAUCACCAUGGUGAAUGUGAUGCAGACCCACAGCCCCCGUCACCUGCCCGCCAAGCUCCAGAGCUGGGACUUCCUGCCCCCGUGGAUGCACUCUCUCAAACCACUCGACCGCCUGAUCACCAAGGCAACUGUCUGCUGUGGUCCUGGACGCACCGAGGGACAAAACAUAGGAGAGAAAGGAGAAGAACAACACAAGGUGACCAUCUCCAAAGAGGCGACUUCUGUCGAUCCUGAGAUGCCAUCGAACCAGAGGAAAGUGGAUUUGGCCUAUGAUAACCCAGUCCUGGCCUACCUGGAUGAGAGCAGACCAGGCGUACCUGUAUUUAGACUAAAAGGGUUAGAAAGGUGCAACAGCACCCCACUCUAAUUGGAGUGACAUUGAAGAGCUGGUUUUAUGUUGCACAUUGUCAAUUGUCUGUGUGGAUUGAGAAAAGCCAUUUGCAUGCAACACCUUACCAAUAAUCUCUGAUUAUUCUGAGAUUAAUAACUAUUGCCUUAAUCGUCCACUCAGACUGCAGAUCCACUGCCCUGUGUGUUGAUGAUUGAACUGUAAUGAUUCUUGAAUGGUCAAAGUCCAGACAUUUUAUGUCUUACUUUAGUGUCUGUGCAGAAAGGAACUGUUUAAAACCAGCGCUGUUAUUAGCCUCAAGACUAAUGU
This is a messenger RNA of Myripristis murdjan (pinecone soldierfish), 2352 nucleotides long. It is a transcript of the gene slc34a1b, whose product is annotated as solute carrier family 34 member 1b. Gene Ontology annotation, biological process: intracellular phosphate ion homeostasis; sodium-dependent phosphate transport. Bases 1 to 2061 code for a protein of 686 amino acids. Lineage: Eukaryota; Metazoa; Chordata; Actinopteri; Holocentriformes; Holocentridae. The transcript is spliced from 12 exons. The record is from RefSeq and is a predicted model, not a curated record. Gene Ontology annotation, molecular function: sodium:phosphate symporter activity. Gene Ontology annotation, cellular component: vesicle; brush border; apical plasma membrane.